Messenger RNA from Microthlaspi erraticum, 621 nucleotides. NCBI's taxonomy places the organism in Eukaryota, Viridiplantae, Streptophyta, Magnoliopsida, Brassicales, Brassicaceae. The record is from the annotation of a GenBank genome assembly.
AUGGAUUUCAUCAAGACCAGUUCCCUGCGUGCUCUGAUUGAGUUAACUUUCCAACGCAACUGGAACGGCCUCAUUUGGAUGAGUAGAAAAGGAGUUACAACCAAAAGAGUGAAGACUGUCCAGACGGCUCUAUCGAGAAAGCGCCCAACCGCAGAGCGGCUGGCCGAGAAACGAAUGUUCCGCUCGGCCAAAUCAUCCGUCCGUCUGAAGUCUCGGCCAAAGUUCAAACCAUCCGGCCGAUACGCAUCACGACCCGGGAAACAUGUCCCGCGGUCGGCCAAGCCACGCACACGCCAUGCCGCGCACGACCAUGCCGCGCGAGCCGGGAAGCAAAGCCUCGCGGCCGCGCAACCUACUCGCGUACCACGGCCGAUGGCGCCGUCCGAGCCGGGAAGCACGUCCCGCGUCCGGCCGAGAAAGCAUCGGCCAAUCCUUACCCGUCCGACCACAGCGGCCGACCGAGAAACCAUCCGGCCACGACCGUUCCGACACGACCAUGACCCGAUUGUCCGGCCGAUCGUCCCCCGACCGUCCAACGCCGCGGUCGACCCGAAGCCCGUUUUGAAGCCCGUUUCAUGUUUUCAGGCCCGGCUUAACCCUAAGCCGCCUCUGAAGACCUAG